UGACGUGAGCCGGUUUAGGUUGAAUGCUCUAUAAAUGCGCUCGCACGCUGUAUACAAACAUUCCAACUUUCCUGAGCAGAAGGACGCAGCGCGCGAGCUUUACGGAAUGACGUGGACACUGGUGCUGGUGCUGCUCGGAGUUCUUUCCGCAGUCAUUGUCCUCUACACCAGGCGCACGAGGCAAAGAAACGAGCCCCCGUUGGAUAAAGGCAGAGUUCCCUGGCUUGGUCAUGCCCUUGAGUUUGGGAAAGAUGCUGCCAAGUUCUUAACACAGAUGAAAGAUAAGCAUGGAGACAUUUUUACAGUGUGUGUGGCUGGUCAUUAUGUGACUGUCCUACUGGAUUCCAAUUGCUAUGAUGCUGUGCUCGCAGACACCCAAUCCCUUGAUCUGACUCGCUAUAGCCAACUUUUAAUGGACAGAAUCUUCAAUCUUCAGUUGCCCAAUCACAACCCAGUAUCUGAGAGAAACAGAGUGGACCAAUACUUUAAGGGCUGCAAUCUGUCUCGACUCUGCAGCUCAAUGCAGAACAACCUCCAAUUACUCAUGGCAUCUGUAAAUACAAAGAACCCAACAGAAUGGAAAAAGGACAGAUUUUUUGACUUCUGUUACAGCUUGCUCUUCAAGGCAGGUUAUCAAACCCUGUUUAUCACAGAGAAUAAUAACAGUGCUGAAUUCACUGAGGUUUAUGAGGAGUUUCGGCGGUUUGACAAGAUUUUACCAAAACUGGCACGACGUUCUGCACGCAGAGAUGAGUUGAAAGUUGCAAGCUCAGCACGAAAGCGACUAUGGGAACUGCUGUGUCCAAACUGGUUUUCCACGGAAGCAGUGGCCCAGUCAUGGAUGCAGACCUACUUACAGCACCUAGAAGAGCAGGGCCUUGACAGACAGACCCAGCGGCGAGCCAUGCUUCUCCAGCUGUGGGUUACACAGGGUAAUGCAGGCCCUGCUGCCUUUUGGUUGCUGGGCUUCUUGCUUACUCACCCAGAGGCUCUGAAAGCUGUAAAAGAGGAGAUGCGCAGCCUACAGCACCUCCCCCUGGACAAAAUAGAGGACACACCAGUGUUAAACAGUGUUCUGAAGGAGACGCUGCGCCUCAGAGCAGCUGCCCUCAUCACCAGAGAUGUGAUGCAGGACAAAACGGUUAAAUUAAGCAACGGCCAAGAAUAUGUUCUACGGCAUGGAGAUCGCCUCUGUAUCUUCCCUUUCCUCAGUCCACAGAUGGAUCCUCAGAUCCAUCAUGAGCCAGAGAAGUUCAAGUUUGACCGCUUCCUUAAUUCUGAUGGGACAGAGAAGAGCAAGUUCUGUAAGGAGGGGUUGCGGAUGAAUUAUGGUACCAUGCCAUGGGGAGCAAGGAGCAAUUUGUGUCCAGGGCGUAAUUUUGCUGUUUGUGCUUUAAAAAAGUUUGUGCUCAUGAUUCUGACACAGUUUGACCUGGAGCUGUGUGAUUGUAAUGCAUGCAUGCCACCAGUGGACCCCAACCGUUAUGGGUUCGGGAUGCUCCAACCAGAUGGGGAUUUGGAAAUCCGCUAUAGACUCAAAAAAAGAAUUGCAUAAUGUAAAACUAUAGUCAAAACAGUUUAAAAUUAAAUAGCUUCAUUGUAUUUAAGCAUCUGCUUUUAUUUGGUUUUGCUGUUUUUUGUACAGUAUUUAUAUCACCUGUUAUUUAUUGAAAUAAAAGAGGUCAUUAACUUUC
Molecule: messenger RNA, 1694 nt
Organism: Pangasianodon hypophthalmus (striped catfish)
Lineage: Eukaryota; Metazoa; Chordata; Actinopteri; Siluriformes; Pangasiidae
Gene: ptgis
Product: prostaglandin I2 (prostacyclin) synthase
Exons: 10
Coding region: 35-1555 (506 amino acids)
Biological process (GO): prostaglandin biosynthetic process
Molecular function (GO): oxidoreductase activity, acting on paired donors, with incorporation or reduction of molecular oxygen; monooxygenase activity; heme binding
Source: RefSeq, a predicted model, not a curated record